AUGCUGUCCGGCACGGCAAACAGCGACCAGAACGGGCGCGAUUCCAAUGCGCAGCAGCACACCUUGACGUUCUCAGAGUCCGUUAAGUGCUGCAGCUUGUUGCAGAGUGCUCUGCACUCACUGAGCUUUGUCAGGGUGCAUGACGUGGUCAAAGUGCUGGCGCCGAGCGCUCGUGGUGGCUACUACUCCUUGGCCGAACGGCGAAGAGCACUGAACGGGACGUACACCUCCAUCAUGGCUCCUUGA
Molecule: messenger RNA, 246 nt
Organism: Phytophthora nicotianae INRA-310
Lineage: Eukaryota; Oomycota; Peronosporomycetes; Peronosporales; Peronosporaceae
Exons: 1
Coding region: 1-246 (81 amino acids)
Source: RefSeq, a predicted model, not a curated record